This is a messenger RNA of Rotaria socialis, 642 nucleotides long. The record is from the annotation of a GenBank genome assembly. Lineage: Eukaryota; Metazoa; Rotifera; Eurotatoria; Philodinida; Philodinidae.
AUGCACUGCAACGUUACGUCAAUUAAAAAACAUAAAGAAGAAAUAUGUGCGCGCUUUAAUAAAUUUGAUAUACUUUCAAUCAACGAGACCAAUCUCAAACCAGAUAAUCUUUUUUCCCUCCCAGGUUAUAAAAUCUUUAGAAACGAUAGACCGGAUAGACAAGGAGGUGGAGUACUACUUGCCUUACGCAACAAUCUAAUAUGUCAUGAAAAAUUAAACAAGACAAUUGAAAACAAUGAAGGAAUUGCAGUUCAAAUAGAAACACCACUUGGACACCUUCUCAUAGCUUCUAUUUAUAUUCCACCUAAUAAGAACAAAUGUAAAAGAUCGUCAACUACAACAAGUUCCCAACAAGUUCUUGAUGAUGGUUUUCUUCAAUGCAUUGAUAAUGAUCUCACUACCUAUGCAAGAAACAACUAUGAAGAAAAAAUCGAUUGGAUUCUUGCAAGUCAACCUACCAUUCUAUUUAUUGACAAUGUCGAAACAGAAACACCACUCGGCCUUAAAGAAGACCACAAACCGUUAACAUUUAAUUUGAAUAUGACAGCUGAUAAUAAACCAUCUUCUCCUAGAUUAUCCUUCAAUUUCAAAUCAGCAAAUUGGCAGUUGUAUCGGAAAACAUUAAAUGAACUACUAACGUAA